AAUCAAAACAAAAAUAGUUAAAAUCCUCUGUCGCAAUCGCAGACAGCAAACGACGAAUCACCUAAACUCGUCGUUUUUGAUUAUCCGGUCGGCAUCCCAGGCACUGCAUUGCGCUUGUCCCUCAUCCUCCACAAAAAACACGACAGAGGAAAAGUGUGCUGCCAAAAGUGAAGUGACAUCCGACAAGAAGACCGAAGAAAAUUAUCUAACCAUCCUCGAGGGCAGUGUGCAUUGUUUUGGCUUGAGUUCGGUUCAAAGCCUGAGUGGCCGCCGCGAUGCGAAAGUAUCAGCAACUGGCUCUGGUCCUUAUCUCUAUCAGCUGCGUUGCAAUUCUGCUGGUUUACAAAAGUGAAAACAAUCGGCUUAAAUAUGUUCUGGAGGUGGUUAAUAUUUUCGGCCGAAGUGAUGCCGCUUCACUGAUCCGCAUUGACAACAGUAGCCGCUAUCGAGCGGUACCGUAUGACUUCGAUAGUCCACUGCCGGGUUGGCAGCGAGUGGGAGGUGAUGUGUACGUCUAUUCGGCCUACUGGCAAAAGAACGACCUGGAAGCCGGUGGGACGGUUGUCAGCUUGGCGGUCGGACUGGAGCAUGCGGUAGUAAACUUCAAGUGCCAAGUGCAGCACGGCGGAAAGGAUGUAGUUCCGGGCAAGUUUUACUUUAUUCGACUGGAUAAUCCGACCGGUUCAGUGGCGGCACCAAAUGGGGAGGUGUUUGUGAUUUACAAGUUUCUCUGUAAGGUCAAGAGAGAUUUCGGUCAACCUACGGAGGUGAUCCUCACCGAUUCGAUGCAUUCGAUCAAAAGAUACAUCCCGUUGCGAGUAAUCGAAAGCAAGUCAAUUCCACAGAAGAUGACCAUAACUGCUUGUGUUGAUUUGAACAAUUACCUGGAAUUGGACGAUGAAUUCCGCAAACCGUCAGCUGUGUUGCAAUAUUUUCUUCAUCAUCAAAUCGUUGGUGUGGACGAUUUCAUCGUUUAUAACAGCAAUGCUAUGGAUUCGAUAACAACAACCACCCUGUACAAUCACGGAAUCAAAAUCAAUCUGCUGCCUUACAAUUUCCCCUUUGACCUGUACAGUAAACAGCAGAACCGCCAAAUAAUUGAGCUGGACUGUCUAAUGCGGAACUUCAAUGCAGCUAGAUACACUUUCGUCGGUGCCAUAAACGAAUACAUUUAUCCAAAUUCAAGGCUUCGCAGUAACAAUCAGUUCCUGAAGUAUGCCGGCAAAGUUUCGAGCGAUGUGACUCAAUUCGCAAUUACAUCGAGAACAAUUUGCAUUGACAGCAGGAAGAAGAUAUUCUCCGAUAAUCUACUCUACGAUGUAGAAGCACGGAGCGAACGGUCAUUCUACAUUUACCGACCUCAGGAUUACAAUCGGACGGGGUCUCAAGACGCUGUUAAAUCCUUAAGCGUCGAUGGGAACGUGUUGUUCGUGCAUCGAUACGUCGAAAAAUGCAUUAGCAAAUCUGAUUUCUACGAUUGGUCUACCAUCCUAAAUAGUGAAUUCCUCCAAUACGUAAACGAAGUCGGAAAGGAACUGAACAAGUUGAUCUACCGAUAAGCGAACAGAUCACAAUUUUACUAUGUCCAAAGAUGUUGAUCAACUCAAUCAAAUCAUCAUGAGUCCCCGAGGGACGCUCUCGCAUUGCAAUACUUUCUACUUAGAUGUUUGUUCGUUAUUUAAUUUUCAUGGCUCUUACGCUCAACUCUCUUAAGUUUCGCACAAACUGUCAUCUAUGUUCUGAAUUCCAAUUUCAAAGAAUAGCAACAAUGGAAUGCAGAAUCUGGUUCUUUAUAAUCAGAAGAAAUCGGAAGCACAUCAAUUAAAUAUGCACAACGAGCUUUCGUCUUAAAAAUGACAGACACAAAAUAUGCUAAAAUCGUGAAUGAGAUUCAUUCAACUGGCCUACAAAUAGUAAUGAGCAGAAUGAUAAUCGACCGCCUGAAUCAACAUGCGUGGAUUGUAUAGGUAUCGGAAAACAAAACAAAAUAAUGGCGACUUCUCACAAUAAAGUAGUGGAUUGGUAAUCAACGAUUUUAGGAAACAUAAACGUAGAUUUUUUUACACUUUUGAUAUGGACUUGAAUAGCUACAAAUGAAAUCAUUAAACGGUUUGUAAAUUACAAUGUAUCAAUAACACUUUUAAUCCAUUUCAAACAAUAAACUUUCAGAUCCUUGAAUAAAAUUAUUCGAAAA
Molecule: messenger RNA, 2194 nt
Organism: Ochlerotatus camptorhynchus
Lineage: Eukaryota; Metazoa; Arthropoda; Insecta; Diptera; Culicidae
Exons: 2
Coding region: 276-1559 (427 amino acids)
Cellular component (GO): cytoplasm
Molecular function (GO): glycosyltransferase activity
Source: RefSeq, a predicted model, not a curated record